This is a messenger RNA of Bombus impatiens (common eastern bumble bee), 7694 nucleotides long. RefSeq names its product cyclin-T. Gene Ontology annotation, molecular function: cyclin-dependent protein serine/threonine kinase activator activity. Gene Ontology annotation, cellular component: cyclin/CDK positive transcription elongation factor complex; nucleus. The transcript is spliced from 8 exons. The record is from RefSeq and is a predicted model, not a curated record. NCBI's taxonomy places the organism in Eukaryota, Metazoa, Arthropoda, Insecta, Hymenoptera, Apidae. Bases 327 to 4145 code for a protein of 1272 amino acids. Gene Ontology annotation, biological process: positive regulation of DNA-templated transcription, elongation; regulation of transcription by RNA polymerase II.
AGAAGACGUCAUUUCCGGAAUUCAAAAUGGAACCUUUUUAAUAUGAAGUGCAUAUUGUAUAAAAUAAAUGAGAAAAAUAAUAGAGAAGGCAAUUUGAAGUAUUUAUAAAAAAAAUAGUUUCAUAUUACAAAGAGAGAUAUUUAUUCGAUGUGCGGUUAUGUUUCGCUGUGACAAAGUUGAUCAAGUAUGAGCUUGGGUAUGGGUUUUGAUUAGCGUAGUGACGUGAAGUUUUCAACGUUUGCUGUUUGUGCAUUGUGUGCUCGCCGCCAGUCGAGCUGACCACUGUGAAGUGCGCAUCGUUAGUACCUAGUUGUGUGUACAUAUAAAUGGCGGCUGACGAAAAAUGGUACUUCACGAAAGAACAGCUAAUAAAUACGCCGAGCAGAAGAUGCGGCAUCGACGCAGAUAAGGAACUGAGCUACAGGCAGCAGGCAGCAAAUUUUAUUCAGGAUAUGGGACAGCGGCUUGUGGUGUCACAAUUAUGUAUCAACACAGCAAUAGUGUAUAUGCACAGAUUUUAUGUAUUUCACUCGCUGUCACAUUUCCACAGGAAUGCAAUUGCAGCAGCAGCACUAUUUUUAGCAGCAAAAGUAGAAGAACAACCGCGCAAGUUAGAACAUGUUAUCAAAAUGGCACACAUGUGUCUCCACAGAGAUCAGCCCCCACCUGAUGUCAGAUCUGAGCAAUACCUUGAGCAAGCUCAAGAUCUGGUAUUCAACGAAAAUGUUCUACUACAAACAUUGGGGUUUGAUGUCGCCAUUGAUCAUCCCCACACACAUGUUGUUAGAUGUUGUCAACUGGUUAAAGCGAGCAAGGACUUAGCCCAGACUUCGUACUUCAUGGCAUCUAACAGUUUGCAUUUAACAACCAUGUGUCUGCAGUACAAGCCAACGGUAGUUGCCUGCUUUUGCAUUCAUCUUGCAUGUAAAUGGUCUAAUUGGGAGAUACCACAAAGUACGGAAGGGAAGCACUGGUUCUGGUACGUCGACAGAAGUGUGACAUCCGAACUAUUACAAGAGCUUACAGCAGAAUUCCUCCAUAUAUUUGAUAAGUGCCCAUCAAGAUUGAAAAGAAAAAUAAUGAGCAUAUCCGCUAAUCAAAGUCCAAGCAUUAAUCAUCCCAGUUUACCGAACUCACCCUUUGAUGCGGAACCACGCAAGGUACAAUCUCCUGCGACGACGGCCGAUGGUGGACCUACAUUCCACACAAAUCGACCUCAUCAAGCGGAGAAACAAGAAGAAAAGAAACAGAACGCUCCCGCACCUGCGAGACCUCCUGUAGAUUAUCGGGAAUAUCGAGAAAAGAAAGAACGCGAGCGUUUGGAAAGAGAAAAGGCAUCAGUUCCAGCAUCAGUUGCGCCAAGUCAUGCAUCGGAUAUUAAUAAGCACCAUUCUCAUCACCACAAACCUGUAUCUAGUACAAAUGUGCUGAACAAACAUCCGUUGCCUCUUGGACAGAAGACACUCCAUCAUAAUCAUCAUCAUAGACCAGAUAUAAAAGUUGGACAACCAGUGCCCCAGAGGCACUCGAGUAGUACUCAAGCUAGGGAACCAAAUCGUGAUCCCAAUAGACAGAGGUUACAAAGAGAAUACAGUUCGAACACUGGUAUAAGUAGCAGUAGUUGUAGUAGUGGUAGUGCUCUCCAUUCUCACAGUCAUGUCGUAUCGAAGGAACAAACUUUGGAUAAUUCUAUAACCGAUUCCGUUACUCACAGAUCGGAUGUUGGAUCAUUACAAGAGCCAACGCCUCAUGGGAAUAUACAGGAGAAACUUAGUAAUAAUAAUCAUAGUCUGCACAGAUUAAGUGGAGUAGAAAGUAAACAUCAGGGUCAUGAUAAAAGAAUGUAUGAUCCAAGGCAUAAACCAGUAGAACAUAGGAAAGAUAAUGAACAAAAGCCAUAUAAAUAUCCAGAUCCAAGUAGAAUCGAUCGACAAAGAAAGUCUGAUACGUUGGAGCAAAGGUGUGAAGAGGUUAGAAAGCUCAUUGAGAAGUCAAUACCUCCACCUAAACCGACGCUUGAUGUACCAUAUAGUUCAAAUACACAAAAGCCGCCGUCACACCAUAUAAAAUACAAUCAGUCAGAAAAGUUACAAGGUAGUUCUGGUGUAGUGCCGACCGAUGUGAAACUUAGUACUAGCCAGAGUUCAUUUUCACAAGAAAAGUCUCCGAGUAACUCCGUUUCAUUGCUUAGUCAAAAAUCAUUAUCUUCGAAGACAAUAUCCAGUCAACAUACAGCUCAUGGUGUAUCACAAAUAUUAAAGGACACGAUUAAAAAUAGUAAUUCUCAGUCGUCGAGUUUAUCCUCGUUGAAUAAUCUUGACGACCCAAAAACUGAAAAACGACCGCGGCAUGAUGACACAGACAAAAGUUCGUCCGAUAUCCAACAGAAUGUGUUACAAACCCCCCCUGGUAAGCCGAAAUCGCUAUUCAGUCCAGAGAAAGUACCAACGCCUCGGGAAUCUCAUUCACAGAGGCUUAAGACUAAACAAAAGACGCCACCUUCGGCUGCAAAAGUUCCUAAACAAGAACGCGUACCAGACACAUCGAUAGGCUUUAAUUUAGUAUCACCUUUCGCAAGCCCACCAGGUUUGCAACAGCAAGAAACGCAAUCGGUUAAACGAUCGGCUAACGAUGUUUCUGCAACGUCCCAUAAAAGGCAUCGCACGUGUAGUACUAGCGAAAGUGGACAGCAAGUGAAAGUAAAAAUGGAUGAUACGACGUCCAGUUUCGAGGCAGUUAAGAUGCUCGGUAGAGUACCGGAACUGAUACAACCUAUUAGAGAUAAUCCAUCGGCGAAUGGUAGAGCCACUCAAAUUGCGAAUGAUAUGAAACCACCGGAGCUCAUUAAACCUUUUGAUUCAGAGCCAACGAUAUCACGUUUUGGCACAAUACCUACACAGCCACAGAUAUCAUCAAAUCAACAGGGUUUGACGAAUGGACUGGAUACUAAUUUAGUGAAGCAAGAGUCUCAAGAAUUCCAAAUUAAAAAGGAAACCUAUAAAACAGAUAUACCAAUAAAGGCUGAACAUCAGAUUAAAGGAGAAUAUUUAUCUCCAAUGAAAUCUGCUCAAAGUAUAAGUGCUCUGCUUCAGGAACCUUUAGCACCCAUGCCAUCGUUAUUACAAAAUAUGCAACAAUUUAGUCAAAUACCACCACAACAGCAAGUUCAUCAGGAACAAUUUCAACAACAGCAGUUGCAACAACAGCAACAGCAACUUCAACAUGAACAACCACCACAACCUCAACAUCAACCAUCGAUAUCUCAUUCGAUGUUGCUCGCACAGCAGGAACCCGUUCAAAGUCAGUGUCUGCCUCUAUCAUCGGUUGCCGAACCAAUGAUAGCUUCGACCGUAGAUAUAAGUGCUCUGUCUGGCCCCGUACAAGCAAAUACAGAAUCCAUUCUCUCUGUACCAACAUCGACGACCAUAACCGUCGCACCCCCUGUAGAAGAGAAGAGAUCGGAGCAUCACAAGAGUGAAAAGAAGAAAAAGAAGGAGAAGCAUAAACACAAAGAUAAGGAGAAGAGUAAAGAAAAGCACAAACACAAGCAUAAAGACAAGGAUAAAGAAAAACAUCGAGACAAGGACAAAGAAAAAGGAGAAGAAACUGUGCCUGCAGUACCUAUCAAAAUCACAAUUCCUAAAGACAAAUUGAAUCUGAGCACAGAAUCGACAGGAAACACCGGUGCGAAUACAGUGCCAACUGACAAAAACAAGUCGCCUCAGAAUACUAGUAUCAAAAUUAUUAUUCCUAAGGAACGACUGAAGAGUACGGACAAUGUAUCUAGUUCACCGGGUCAGUCCGUAGUUCAGGCUCCGCUGAAGAUUAAAAUCCGAACGGAUGGAAUCUCGAGGAGUUCCGGCGCGCCCUCAACGACGGGCAGUUCGAGCAGCAUCGUUCCAGAGUUCACGAACGAAAGUCGGAAGCGCGAUCGUUCUGAAAUGAAGGAGAGUCCAACGACUAGUGUUCCGCCAACGAAGAAGCAAUCGCAGGUGUCCUCGGUGGGUUACGGGCAACACCGACUAGGCGAACGGCAGAACGGCAGACACUAUAGUUCAGGCAACAAUAACAAGGAGAAACACGCGUCUAGCCAUCACAAAAGUUCCAGCAAGCUGUCACAGUCUCAGCAGUCUCACACGUCGUAGUAUCCGGACAUCAGUAGAAGAGGAUGUCGGUAAAAGUCUCUUCAGGAAGUGCUCCGAAGUAACCUGAUUGAUAUCCAUCCUGAAAGGGGAAAAUUCACCUCGUUUUGCUUCUUCGUCCUUGAAACUGCGUUGAGAUUCCAAAGCAAUGCAGCUUUCAUCGUCGUCCUCGUUUCUCACAGUCGUCCCAGAUGAUCAAGAGGAGAAUAGAUGUUCGUUAGCUGUCUGCUUCAUCCGUUGCAGCAUUCUAUCCAAAGUUUACGAUAAGAAGGGAAUAAUUCUUAUAACAGUUCUUCAUAUAUGGCUGCAUCGAAGAUGAGAAUUCACAAAAAGACGCAAGCUUGACGCCUUAACGUUAACCAAAGUUUAACGUAAAUCGAUCAGCGAUUUAUGCUUUCGACUAGAGAAAAGAAUGAAAAACGAAAAAGAAAGGAAAAUAAUUAAUCUUACUCAGGUCAAAUUAAAUACGCAGUAAGUUAAGGAGAAAGGGAAUUUCACUUCGUCCUUGAUCAUUGGAUUACGCGAUUUUCAUUUUACUUGCGAUCUGUACAACAUCGCUUUUUAUUCUUUCCUUUUCCCCCCUUCUUUUUUAUACUAUCUUGUAGAAAUAUAAGACGAAUUCUUUUAAUUUUCUAUGUGCAAAUAAUCGAAAGAAUACGUCUUAUGGUAACAUAGCCCUCAGAAUCGAUCUCAGAUUUCCGAUUUUUUAUAAUAGAUAUCGUACCGAUAUUUUGCAUCUAUCUUACGAAAACGAGUAAUAUAUCGUUCACGAUAUUUAAAUUUAAUCGUCUUCAUUUUUUCAUGGAAACGUAUAUCGUUCAUUGAAACUAAUGAAUAAUACAUUUUGAAUCAUGAGCCUAUACAAUGUAAGUCGAACUUGUGAUUUCGUUUCGAGGGCUAAAUAAUACCUUUUUCCAACUUUCCAUUUGUUAUUCCAUUCAACUGCCAUGUUUUUAUUUGCAUCGAAGAACGCGAGACAAUGCAUCGUAAAUUUCACAACUAUCGAAUUAAUCGUCGAUCGAUUCGUUAGACAGGGAGAGACGUGAUUAAACAGAUUUGAAGCUCGAAUGAGUCGGAUAUAGAAUAAUCUUUGUACGUUUUACAUUUUAGGUAACAAGUUUUUCUUUGCUGUUCAGUGAAUUCCGGAUCACGAAUGCUUUGUGCGACGUUCUUAUCGAUGUUGCGAAAGAACUUUAUUAUUCAAUAGUACACUUUCAUUGUCAUUGUUUCAGUUGAUCAUUUCAGUUUUGUUACGUUCACGAUGCAUUUAACAAAGUUUCGUUUCUUACCGCAUCUUCAUACUAUUUUUUUUCUUUCUUUUCCUUGAAUCAAUCAAGAUCUUAGAGUAAAUGUUCCGUUUCAAUGAUCAAAACGUAGAACGCCGUAGUUCCAUAGAUGUUAAUGGUACAAAUUGUACAUACUUUUAGUAUCCCACCUCCAUCGAUUGUUCUUCAAAGAUGAAUUUUCUACAGGUUCGAAUGUCCCUAAGAAACGAAUCGUUUGUGCGAAGCGGUGAGCAUGCACACUGAAAGAAAAACUUGGUCCAUGUCCAAUGAUAUUUAUUCGUGCCGUUUUGUUAUGUACAUAGCCGAAAAAACCGCAUAAUAUAGUAAGUAAUUCGAAUUAUACUAUCGCCACUUAGCAUAAAGGACUAUAGAUAAACGAUUAAUAUUAUUGUCAGACUGUAAAUAAAAUUAUUUUGUAUGCCAAAAUAAACCAAAUGAAUGACUCGACACACUACGGUUAUACAAUCGCGUUACACCACACAAUGUAAGAAAUAUUAAAAUGAAAAAAAUACAGAGUAAUGGUACAAGUUGCAGUACGCGCAAUGGUAAUACACGAAAGAUUCCAUUAAUUAUCUUCACUCGUUCAAAAGAUAAAGGAACCAUGCGUAUAUUUAGCGAACACACAGUUAAUACUCGACUCUAUUCUCUGUAGGUAUUAUUUUUUAAGAGAAACCGAUAAUAGAAUUAUAUUAUCAAAUAUAUUUGCGAAUGGCCGUGCGUACUGUAUCGAUUUAAAAAAAAAAGAAAAAUGUUAUCACUGAUUUUCACGCGUAUUUCAUACCCGAGCAUUUGUUGCGUUAUCUUAAAAACGAGCAGCUAUAGUAAUAAUAAUAUUAAUAUCAAUUAACAUUUAAAUAAUGGUAAUUAUAAUAAUACGACACAUUGAUAAUUGUAAACAAUAAGAACGCAAAACGGUGAUCCACCUCUGUCGUUUGUGAAUUUUUGAAACAAUUCACGCAUAGCCAUUUCUUCAUCGUUCUUCUUUUAUUGUGCAUAUCGAAGAUUGCACUCCGAGUUCGAAAACGUGUACGGAGAAAAACAUGUAUUUAUUGACUAUAAAUGAUAAGCCGAUCAGAUGUAAACUUAGAUUCGUGAAUCGUAUUUCAACUAUUGUCAAAUAUGCCUUUGACACGUUUGUUCAACGAAACAAAAGAGAGAGAGAGAGAAAAAACAAAAUUGUAUGUUAGCAAUAAAUGUUCCAAGACGAUUUUCGGCGCGAUAAAAUAUCAUCCGCUUCGUCGUUCGUCGAAUAAUAUUGUAAGAAUAUUUUUCAUUCUUAUUACACGAUAGGUAAGAAUGACGAGCCUAUUUUAUCGUGUCGACUUUAAUCCAUAGCCGAGAGUAAUUCAAAGUUCUACUUAUAGAGUAUUACAAUUAUACACAGUUUAAGUAUAUGUUAUUGCCUCACAAAGAGAGCGUUCGCACCGAGAGCAUUUUCUUCUCAUUUGUAGCAUGUUUCUCCUUCUAAUCCUUAAGAGAAGAAUAGAUGAAAUUUUUAGUAUUCUCUUGGCUAUGUGGUACAAAGACGACGUUUAUUGCUAAUUGUUUCCAGUUCAGCGAAUAACGCGUAAUAAUUGUAACGCAACUGUUUCGCUACUUACCAAGAUUGAAUUACAGAGCGAAACAGAGAACGAGUGAGAAAGAAAAAGAAAACAAUUGAUCAUGUAGAAUUUCGAAUGAAAUAACGUCGGAACGCACGGCAUUGUUUUAUCGACUAAAUAAUUUGUUUGUCGAUCGAAUUUUUUCGGAGAGCGAAACGGGCUCGUUUGAAAAUUAUUAGACUAAAUUUAGCUAUAAAUCCUCGAUUAGGACGAAAACUACUAUGUUUCUUUAGAGAACAGGUUACUUCCGUUUCUUUCUUCGAAGAAGAAAAGUAAAUAAAAAAUGGAAAGGAACAUAUUAUACGAGUUCGAUCGACGUAAAAGAUGGAGAAUUUUUUUAAAAGGACGAACGGGAGAUAACCGAAGAAUAAAAUACCGUGUCCGCGAUGUAAAUAAAUUUAUUCUUAAGGACUUGAACAGAAGCGACGAUUCGUGGAGAGUGUAUACUUAUUAUUAUUAUUAUUAUUAUCAUCGUUUGCAAGACGUGCAUUUGUAUUUCACGCGCAUGCCGAGGAGCUUGCGUAUCGUGGAUACACGCUCGAUCCGAGAGUCUUUAGUCGUGAGAAAGUUCCUUCGUAAAAUUAUAAAUAAUUUCACAUUUAAAAAAGGAGCCAAAAAAAGAAAACCGAAUUAGAGAAUUAUAAACAGCUGAUUUCAUAAUAGGA